Messenger RNA from Racocetra persica, 431 nucleotides. The record is from the annotation of a GenBank genome assembly. Lineage: Eukaryota; Fungi; Glomeromycota; Glomeromycetes; Diversisporales; Gigasporaceae.
GAAGAGAUAUUAAGAAAAAAAAAACUUGCCAAUUUGCUUCAAAAUCCUUUUAAACAAACAAGAUUUACGAGAACCAGCGACAUUCAAACUAUUAUUAAACUGUUUUCACAAUUUAGCAAGGAAGAAUUAAUUGAAAAAAAUAAAGCGGUAAACAUUGCUGGGAGAAUGAGCAGAAAAAGUAUGUUUUUUGCUGAUUUAACCGACCAAAGCGGAAAGAUUCAAUUAAAAUUUAGCGGCAAAAACAAAGAGUUUGAGGAGUUAGAUAACGGAGAUAUUAUUGGUGUUGUGAGAGGAAUUGUUUGUAGAACUGACAAACAAGAAGAAAGAAAUAUGCAAGAGUUAAGUGUGGAAGUAAAAGAGUUUAUUUUAUUAAGCAAAUGUUUAAGACCCAUCCCCAGUUCCUACUACGGACUUAGUGAUAAUGAGGAAAG